Messenger RNA from Echinococcus granulosus, 570 nucleotides. RefSeq lists its product as hypothetical. Bases 1 to 570 code for a protein of 189 amino acids. The transcript has 2 exons. The record is from RefSeq and is a predicted model, not a curated record. NCBI's taxonomy places the organism in Eukaryota, Metazoa, Platyhelminthes, Cestoda, Cyclophyllidea, Taeniidae.
AUGCCGGAAACGAUGCACAACACACCCCUGCCACCGAUUGUGCAACAUGAUUUGCCAGACCGAUCGACGAGUCGCUUGAGUCUGGUCUCUCCAGGCCACCGCACCACGCCGACUUACACGCAUUGGACAGCAUCUACGCACCCCAGAGCUAGUGCCACCCGACGCGUGGCUGACCCUAAGGCCUGCCUCGUGCCUCUCAAGCUAAUCCCGCCCAUGCCCACGUGUAGCGGUUUGCAACAUGUCUCUGCUGCCGCCGCAACAGUGAAUCUCAAACUCACUCCACAAACUACGCCGAAGAAGGUUUCUUUUACUUCCGCUGUGGGACCUAUUCUCACUGGGAUUCCCGCAAAGCCUCCAACUAUUCAAGUUUACCCAAAAGGCGAUAAUCAGACGCUAAUGUCAACGAAAGGCAACCCUCUCAUCUAUACCGAGGAGCCGUUGAUCUGUUCUCGGGACGCUACCCGCCGACCCCAGAUGCUAUCUUCACUGAGACAAACGUUGAACGGUACACUGCGACCCCUUGUUCGCCGCAGACUCAAUUCCAAGGACUCGAAGAAACACCUCUUCUAA